Molecule: messenger RNA, 2716 nt
Organism: Eupeodes corollae
Lineage: Eukaryota; Metazoa; Arthropoda; Insecta; Diptera; Syrphidae
Product: kelch domain-containing protein 3
Exons: 6
Coding region: 612-1751 (379 amino acids)
Cellular component (GO): cytoplasm
Molecular function (GO): chromatin binding; protein binding
Source: RefSeq, a predicted model, not a curated record
AUUGUGCAGAAGACGAAGAAAGAGCCACUAUGUACAAAAAAUCUUUUGAUCUCAAUUAUUUUUCUUAACUCUUAACAUUUGUAUCCCCAUAAAAUUAUUAAAUUAAUAACUCGUAAAAUUGGCUUUGAAAAUUGUUAUCUUAUCUGGGGUGAUAAAUUUAGCUUAGUAGAAUAUUGUUCAAUGGAUAAACAAAGAUAAAUAAUCUUUCUCUCUACUUUUCACACUCCCUAUUCUUUUCCUGUUCGCCGUCGUCGUCGCUACUCGCUCGUCGUCGUUUUCGUAGUUGUCGUUCAAUAAAUCGGUCACGCAUUCACUUUCAGGCAGUGGUAGGAGGAACAUUAACAUUCAUUUUCAUUAGUUGAUAGUUGCUCUUGCUCUGUUCUUCAAACACACAAAAAGACCCAAGAAGAAAAAAAUCUAUGUGCGUUCUUUCUGGAAUCCAAAACCAAGACAAGACCACUAAAUAAAUUCAGUAGCGCAUCAAAGUGUUCCAAAUUGAAAUUAUGAAUUAUGAGGCAACAGAAGAUCACCCUGACAUAAAAUAAUUCAUACACCUUUGGUGUGUCCUUUGCAAAGGAAAACUAUUUAGAAAGAAAAAUAACAAACAAAAAAUGCACUGGACAGUGAGAUUAGAUGGAGGACCAAGGCGGGUGAAUCAUGCAGCUGUUAGUGUCGGCGAAUUCAUUUAUUCAUUCGGUGGCUAUUGUACGGGCGGUGACUACAAAAUCUAUGAAUCCAUUGAUGUUCAUAUUUUGAACACCAACACUUUACGCUGGUCUCUGGUGCCAACGAAAAAAGAUGAGGAUGGUCUUCCGUUGAAGUAUCCAGAAGUGCCAUAUCAAAGAUAUGGCCACACAGCUGUUGCGUACAAUGAGAAAAUUUACCUUUGGGGUGGCCGCAACGAUGAAAAUCUAUGCAAUGUUCUGUAUUGCUUCGAUCCCAAGACUCUCAGUUGGUCUCGGCCAUCAGUGACCGGAGCUAUUCCGGGUGCCCGUGAUGGUCAUUCAGCAUGUGUUUAUGGCAACUACAUGUACAUUUUCGGAGGCUUCGAAGAUGAUAUAAACGAAUUCUCCUGUGAUGUCCACAGCUUGAAUUUCGAUACAAUGGAAUGGAAAUAUAAUCAAACAUUCGGAAUAGCUCCAUCGUUUCGUGAUUUCCAUUCGACCGCCGCCAUUCACGAUCGAAUGUAUAUAUUUGGAGGGAGAGGGGAUAAACACAGCCCGUAUCAUAGUCUCGAAGAAAUGUACUGCCCAGAGAUUGUCUAUUUAGACUUAAAGACUAAAGUAUGGCAUCGACCGUCGACAACAGGCAAAGUGCCAGUUGGAAGAAGAAGUCAUUCUAUGUUUAUCUACAAUGGACUGAUUUAUGUUUUUGGUGGAUAUAAUGGACUUUUGGAUCAGCAUUUUAACGAUAUGUAUACGUUCGACACGAAAACGAAUCUAUGGAAUUUAGUUAAACCAAGGGGUAAGGCCCCAUCUGCACGUCGAAGACAAGUUUGUCUAGUCAAAGGAAAUCGCAUGUUCUUGUUUGGAGGAACAAGUCCUUACAACUUUUUACCGGAUCUUCCACCACUCAUAGAUAAUAAUGACACUCACGUUUUGGACUUUGAUCCAAGUCUUAAAACAUUAGCAUUGUUAAAAGUUGUUGAGCAUCGAAUCGAUACAUCGUGGCUACCGAAAGAAUUACGAUGGGAAAUCCGUUCGAUGACUUUGCCCAAUUCAAUAAGUAGGCCAAUUAAUCACGCCGGUUAGGAAGAUAAAAAUAUUUGGUAAAGCCAAAAAAUAAGAUAGUUUGGUCAGUAGUUUGUUUGAGUAGUUAUUUGUUGAUCAUACAAGUGAAAAAUAUGUGUCAACAUCGAUUGAAAUUAUAUCUUUCACUGUAUUCGAUUCAUAUCAAUCAUUUUCACAUUGUUUUUGAACUUAAAUUUAUGUAAUCUUAUCCGCGUUAAUAUAUUGACAGACAGACAAUAUUUACUUGAAAUAAAUAAGGAGUAUAUGGUUUGUGCCAUUUGAAUCAACGAUCCAGUAUACGAAGUUAUAAUUUAUAUAUUUAUUGGUCUUGGAACUGAUGUAUAAACAUUUUAAAAUUAAUGUUUCCACAAACCACCGCCAAGGCCAAUAAAAAAAUUCAAAAUGAGUAUAUCAUAGAUUAAUUCCGUAACCAACAUAUUUCUACAGAAAAGUGUGUAGGUACUCGAACUAAGGUAAAGCAAACACUUCUACUGACUUAACUUUAAAAAGAAAACAGUGACACAAAGACAGAAUGAUCGCUAAACCAUAACAAAGCUCCAAUUCUGCCCAUUACAAAUGUAAAACAAAACUUUACACUCGCCACAUAUGUACGUAAACAUGUAUACCUAUUUUUCAAUUGAUGAUUAUUAUUUUGCAUAAUUAAAAAGAUGUACGCACUAAAGAAAAAACCUUAAAUACAGUAAGCUUGCUCUGUGUUUCAAUUAGUUGCACAGAGUAAAGCCAUUUAAACAAAUAUAAAAGUAUACAAAAUAAUAUAUUAUAUAUUAUAAAAAGAAGCAAAUGUACGACCCUUUAUAUAGAAAAUAAAAUCGUCUUUGUAGCCCCUCACAAAACAAAUGAGGGCUCUAUAUACAUAAUUUGUAUCAUUGUACUACAUCUUAAAAUUUUGCAUUGAAUUGAUUCAGUAAAUUGUUGUGUUCUUAAGUAAGAUUUAAAUUUAAGUUUAAGUAAAAAAUUAACAAUUU